Messenger RNA from Aspergillus fijiensis CBS 313.89, 1377 nucleotides. Its product is annotated as F-box protein. Gene Ontology annotation, molecular function: protein binding. The record is from RefSeq and is a predicted model, not a curated record. The coding region runs from base 1 to 1377 and encodes 458 amino acids. Lineage: Eukaryota; Fungi; Ascomycota; Eurotiomycetes; Eurotiales; Aspergillaceae. The transcript has 2 exons.
AUGGCCACUGCGUCAGCCAGUUGGUAUUCGAGCCAGACUGCUUUGGGCGAACCACGACAGACUUCAACAGAGCAGAAAAACGGGCCCCAGUCCUCCAUAGCCGACCUUACCUCCGAGACUGAAGACAUCAUGGAAGGUCCCAUCCUAAAGCUCCCCCCAGAACUAGUCCAGCAGAUUCUGGCUUAUCUGUCAGCCCAAGAGCUUGCCCGUGUAGCCGUUACCUGUCGCUCUCUCGCGGAUCACGUCAAUAACGAGCUGCUGUGGUUGAAUCUGAUCAACUCUUACUUGCCCGAGCCUAUUCAUGACCCUGGCCUUUUCGACUCCUUCCGUAGCCUCUACAUUGCCCACCAUCCCUGCUGGUUUAUUCCUAAGCACAAAGUCUGGUUUUCCGACACAGAACAUACAGGAAAUCUGAUUCUGGCGCGGUAUGAUCAUCGACGCGGGGUGAUCGAGGCAUACCGGGUCAUCGCAGAGCGGCGCUCUCAUCAAUUUCAAAUAUGGGACUGGAACCCCGAUGUUAUCAUACAAAGCUUUGAUCCGAGGGUCAGUCUAUGGUUGGACGACCCUGUCCUUUUGCUAAAGCCCCAGCGCGAGGGGCGGUCACGCUAUCUGCAGGGAGAGAUUCGCAUGCCCAUGGCUCUUGAGAUGCAGCAUGUCUUCAAUGCCUUUUCACCCUGCUCAAAAUAUCUGCCUCCAGACCUCGAUGGGAGUAAGCAGUGGCCACCACCAACCAUCCCGAGCAAUCAUCGAGUCUAUCGGGAUGUCGAGCAACAGCUACCAGAGUGGGAGCGCAAUCCUCGACAGCUAGAGGAGAUGUCAGAGUAUGGUUUCCGGAUCCGAAGGUGGGCGCAUUUUCGUCUGGGGGUUCCCAUAUUCGCCGCAGGUCGGAAUGAGACCCUCUCGACAUUUGCCACGCUCGACCCUGCAGUGUACACGCCAACACCGCGCAGGCCAUACCAAGGCAUUUGGGUUGGCGAUUAUUCAGCCCACGGCUGCGAAUUUCUGCUUGUGCUGCAACGCGACCGCGAUGGAUCGCUCGCGGCGGCCGAGCCGACUGAUGGCGAAGCGACGCUACAGGGAAGCCUCGAGGCUAUCAAGCUGACCGGUGACCCAAACGUACCACGAGGGGAGAUCUCCUUUGCAGCGGAUGACAUCGGCCCUGGCGGCCUGGUGCGGAUUGCUGACGAGGGCCUUUUCCAAGGAGCACGAAUCGUGCGCAGCCGAGGCCAUGUGGCGGGCCUUGGCUUCCGUGAUGAUACUUUUAUCUCGUCUCAACUGAUCCUGCUCUCAACGGACUGUGUGGCUCACUACUGGGAAACAAUGGGCCACAUCUCUUACUACCGCCGACUCGAUGUUGAUGCACUACUCCAGACGUGA